Vespula vulgaris is the source of this 12543-nucleotide messenger RNA. RefSeq lists its product as uncharacterized. Gene Ontology annotation, biological process: regulation of transcription by RNA polymerase II. Lineage: Eukaryota; Metazoa; Arthropoda; Insecta; Hymenoptera; Vespidae. The record is from RefSeq and is a predicted model, not a curated record. The coding region runs from base 3185 to 11701 and encodes 2838 amino acids. The transcript has 19 exons.
AUUGUGUUUUAUCCGUUACAUCGUCGCCGUUGCAUUCGAUUCCGACGACCGAAAGGAAAUCUUUUUACGAAAUACGAAAUACGAAACUUAUUUCUCUCGCUUUCACCGCGUCGUUAUUGUGCUUUGUCUCUCUCUCUCUCUCUCUCUCUUUUUCUCUUGUUCGUUCGCUCGCUCGCUCGUUCGCUGGCUUGCUCUCCCUUUACCUCCCUCCUCUCUCUCUCUCUCUCUUUUUCUUUCUUUCUUUCUUUCUUUCUUUCUUUCUCUCUUUCUCUCUCUCUCUUUCUUUCUUUCUCUUUCUCACUCUCACUACCGUAUUUUGUUUUCUUUGCUUUUUCUUUUUUUCCACUCUUCUUUACACACAACGUAUACGCCGUGUAUAUUCACUCAUCGCGUAUAUUAUUCGGUGUUCCUUUCUUUUCCCCAUAUUAUCCCUUUUGUUCUUCGAUACAAUAAUACAAAUAACGUGUGAGACGAAGGGCAGUGCAGAAGAGACAAAGAAGAGAGAAAAAGAAAGACGGAGAGAGAGAAAGAAAAAAGAGGGAGAGAGAGAGAAAAGAAAAGAAAAGAAAAGAAGAUCGUGGUGCUGCCAGAAAUUGAGUGAGCGUGCAAGAGAAAAGGAAAGAGGAUUCGUCCACUUAACCUACCUAGACAACACAAAAGUUUUCUUCCACCCCCGACGUGUGUUACAUAUUCGAACGAGACUGUUAGUAGUGUUUUCCUCUCAACAAUGAAAACUCGACAACGAGUCGAUUGAAAUCCGUCGUGUUUAUGUGAAAUCACCGAAACUGCUGCUACUGCUACUGCUAUUGCUAUUGCUACUGCUACUGUUACUACUAUUGCUGCUGCUGCUGCUGCUGCUGCUGCUGUUGCUGCUGCUGCUAAAUUUUGAAGUUACCGACCGAGGAGGUGAAAGAGGAAGAGGAAGGAAAGAAGGAGUGUGUUCCUACUGUUUUCGUGUGACAGAAAAAGAGAGAGAAAGAAAGAAACAAUAUAUCUUCGAUCGUUACCCUCUUAGCUAAGCUAGCUAGCUAGGAGAUUGCUAAGCUAGGUAGCUAGCUGCUAGGUACCACCUAAACGCCUAUUUGCUUGGUCAUUCUUGGAAAAAGGAGGUCGAAAACUUGACUGUUUUUCUUUUCUCCCCAUUUUUUUCUUCUCCUUUUUUUCUUUUCUCCCCAUGGAAGAUGAAUCCUGAAGGAAGAUGUAGGCCCUAAAGAAAAGGCCAGAGAUCGCAUCGACGUCGCCAUUCGUCGGGAUCGACGAGACACAAACAACGUCGAGGUAGUUAACCUAAAGAGAGUGAGAGAGGAAAAAGAAAGAAAGAAGAUACCUUGAAGAACAAGAGAGAGAGAGAGAGAGAGAGAAAAAGAGAGAGAGAGAUAGAGAUAGAAGGUAAAGAAGAAACGACAUCGUCUUCGUCGUCGUAACGGUUAGAAGAGAUCGCCGUGGUGUUCCUCUCCUUCUUCUUCUUCAUGGCCGUUGCGACGAGGAGCUUUCGGAGGAGUGCGUUUGAGAAGCCCCGAAAUAGAGAGGUCUAUUAAUAGUUCGCGAUAUCUUCUUCUUCUCUUCUUCUUCUUCUUCUUCUUCGUCGUCUUCUCCUUCUUCUUCUUCUUCUUCUUCUGGAUGCGUCUCGUGUGAACUUGAAGAAAUACUGGAACGCAGUGUGUGGUCUUCUAUAGGAACAAAUAUCCGUCUAAUCGAAGGAGACGUGGCUGCUCGAAGACCACGAUGGAAGGAUUUUGAAGGAAGACGGAAAUAAAACAAAACAAAAAAAAAUGAAGACACUCUCUCUCUCUUUUAUGAAAUUGAAGAUUAGAAGAAGUUCCGAAGAUGGUUGUGUUGGAUUGUUUAGAAAAAAAAGGAGAACGUGAUUCUUGUUUGUAAAACACUUACGAUUACCGAUCGAGCGGUAUUUUGAGUUGGAAGGAAAAAAAAGAGGGGUUGGAGGGAUAUUAUUCCGUGGAAAUUCUCAUUCGAGUUUAAAUUUAAAACGUAGAUCGUUGCCACGUCAAAUGCCUGCAGACAAUGAUGGAUCAUACGCAGGACACUUUGAGAAACGGGCAGUGGUGGAGAUGAAAGUGGACUAUCGCGAAGAAAAUAUUCGCGAUAACGAACAAACAACUUUGGUAUCGAUCGAUGAUUCUCCUAUGAAAUCAUUGGAGGAGGCGGUGGUACCGGUGGAAGAACGACAGCACACAAGGAAUACUAGAAGAGGGAGAUAGAACGAUGUUACGAGUAAUAGUAAUAGUAAUAUUAGUGUCGACGAUGAUGACGAUGACAAUGGUCAUUAAUACGUGACACACAGUGCCGGUUCUCGCGUGUGGGUGUACCCGCGGGUUAACGUGUGCAACCGUGAUCAGUGAAGAGAGCAUAGAUAUAUAUAUACAUAAAUAUAUAUAUAUAAAAAUAUAAAAAGAAAGGCAGAGAAAAGAAGAAGAGUGUAAAAUCGGACAUACAGUGAGUGAAACAAACGACAAAAAGAAAGUAAUUGUUGAAGAAGAAAAGAAAAAAAAGAAAGAAAAAAGUUAUAAUAGUAAUUAUAAUAAUAAUAAUAAUAAUAAUAAUAAUAAUAUUAAUAAUAAUAAUAAUAAUAAUAGUAAUAAUAAUAGUAAUAAUAGUAAUAAUAAUAAUAAUAAAUAGUAAUAGUAAUAAUAAUAAUAAAAUAAUAAUAAUAAAAUAAUAAUAAUAAUAAUAAUAAAAUAAAAUAAAAUAAUUACGACCGAAGGGUUUGUUCGAUGUGAAAUAAAGUUAAAUAGUAAAAGACGUGCUGUAGUAGUAGGGGUAAUGCAAUGGAGUAGCGUGUGUGGGUUUUAAAAAGUGGAAAAUCAACAAAAAAUUAAAAAAAGGGGGAAGAAGAAGAAAAAAAAAUAGAAAAAAAUCUUUCGUACCUUCUUCUUCUUCUUCUUCUUCUUUUUCUUCUUCUUCUUUUUCUUCUUCUUCGUCUUCUUCUUCUUCGUGCAUACGUGUGGGGGGGUGGGUGUACGCAUACAUAUGUAUAAUACGUGCGCGUAUAAGUGCGUGAUCGCGCGCGUACACGUACAUAAUUUUCACUCGAGACUUAAACGGUGAAUUAUACUACCACUUCGCUCAAAGAGAAUCAGCCGACACUCGUGGGGGAAAUUCGAGGAGAUCCGGCGGCCUGCCUUCGACAGCUGACGUCAUUACUGUACACAAUGCGCUAGGGGUGAUGGAGACAGUGGGCAAACAGGUCCAGGUAGUGAGUGGACUGGGGGUGGGGGGCCCAGUGGGCCCGGUCGGCCCAGUGGGGGGAGACCUGCACCACCAUCACCAUCCUCACCCCCAUUCGCAUCCACCGCACCCGCACUCCCACCCCCACGGUCAUCCCCAUGGGAGUCACGGGCAUUCUCUCGUUGGCGCUACGUCGACGGGCCCUGGUAGGGCUCAGGCUCAGCCAGCGGUCUCGCAUAACCAACAUUUGCCAUCGAGAUCCACUCCCGUACAAAUGCACAGGCCGACGCAGAAUUACGUGAACAUCAAGAGCAGCAGUAGUCCAGUAUCACCGAGGACGGCCGGUGCAGGAACAACGUAUGUCCAAGGCGGUGCAGCAGCAGCAUCGUCGGCGGCUGCUGCAACGGGAGGAAGCGGUGCCACGAGCUCGGCUGCGGCGUCAGGUCCAUCGAAUAGCAGCAAUAACAGCGGCGGCGUUGGCGUCGGCGUUGGCGUCGGUGUCGGUGGCGUCGGCGUCGGCGGCGUCGGCGUUGGCAGCGUCGGCGUCGGCGUCGUUAACGUUGGCGGUGGUGGUGGUGGCGGCGGUGGUGGCAGCACCGUCAGCGCUGGAGUGGGAGGAGUGAGCGUGGUAGCGCCGCCUGUGGUGGGAAGUGGAAACAACGGGAAUGGCGGCAACUGUACUGGUGGUGGCGGAGGAGGAGGAGGUACUGGAGGUGGUGGUGUUGUCAACAGCAACAACAACGGUGGAAAUGUCAGUGGUGGCGGGAGUGGUGGAUCAGGGUCCAGCGGAAAUCCAAAUGGUAGUGGUGGAGGUGGCGGCGUUGGCGGUGGCGGUGGCGGUGGCGGUGGCGGUACUGGUGGUGGUGGUGGUGGCGGCGGCGGUGGCGGCGGUGGCGGUGCACCGAUCGGUUACGUCGCUGUACCAAUACCAGGUGGUUUACGAUACAUCCAUCCUUAUCCACAAACUUCAUCGACGGUAUCAUCUGGCUCGGUAGCAUCAUCGUUUUCAGCAGCCGUAGCUGCGGUGGUCGCUAACUCGAGCCCAGCAGUAGCUGCCACGGUCACUGUUGCCGCCGCGGCUGCUAUCGCUGCCGGAUCUGUACCGCCCACCUCUGUACCCGCCACUGCAUCUCCCGCUAGCAUCAGUCAAACACCACCGCCUCCUACGGGAACCGGAUAUGUUUCCAGGGACGCCUAUCGCGGCGCCACUAUAAACGUGAACGAGAGGAUUGCUACAAGCGUGAGCAGUAGUCCAUUAUCACAAGUUGGAAUCGGUGUUGGUGUAGUUGCUGCCGAAUAUGGAGCCGCGGGUGGUAGUAUAAAUAGCGGUAUGGGAAGUGGUAGAGGAGAAAGACCGAGGAUGUCCCUGUUGUCAUCGGCAUCGGUUGCACCCGCACCAUCGCCAACUGCGGCAUCGGAUUAUCAGCACAUGCCAGGUGCGAGGAAUCCAAGAGUAGGCCUUAUACCUGUCCAAUCGGAUCAGUAUUGUAGCCGUACUGCCGUUGAGAUGGCAACGUUACAAGAGGCGCCGCCAUUUAAAAAGAUACGCCUUGGCCCACCAACACAGGUUCAGAUACAAUCGCAAUCACAGUCACGAUGUCAGAGUCUUCCACCGGCUGAUGCUUGCAUCAAACAAGAACAUGUAGUACCCUUGCAACAACCAUUAAGGAUAGACACUAGGCCUGCCACAGGUGCUUAUACACCUCAAACAGAGGCAAUCUCACCAACGCUUCCAGAGCCCAAUACGCAAGAAGAUGCACAGUUCCGAAGUACCAAGGACGAUCUUUUACAGCAGAUCGGUAAAGUCGAUAGGGAGAUUGCCAAGAGGGAAUCUCAGAUCAGUAAGCUUCGGAAAAAGCUUAAGGAAUUGGAGGAAACGGCGAAUAAACCUUUGGAGGCCAGUGGUCUUAAGCGGCAAAUCGAAGAACAGUCGCAACAACCAAAGCAUCAGUCAUUGGCGCAAAAAAUUUAUGCGGAGAAUAGAAGAAAAGCGGAAGAAGCGCAUAGACUUUUAGAAAGAUUGGGUCCUAAGGUGGAGCUGCCAUUAUAUAAUCAGCCAUCGGAUACUAGUGUAUAUCAAGAAAAUCGUACGAGGCAUCAAACGUGUAUGAGGGCGAAAUUAAUAGCAAGAUUACGAAGGGAGCAUGCCGAGAGAGCGUCUCUUCACAGGCAGCAGUCUCAAUCUUAUGCGAUUCUCGUUCAGGAAUGGCAUCGUAAGGUUGAACGGUUAGAAGCAACUCAAAAAAGAAAAUCGAAAGAAGCGAAGAACCGUGAAUUUUUCGAAAAGGUAUUCCCUGAAUUGAGAAAGCAAAGAGAAGACAAGGAACGUUUCAACAGGGUUGGCGCUCGUAUUAAGAGCGAAGCCGAUCUUGAAGAAAUAAUGGAUGGUCUUCAAGAGCAAGAGAUGGAAGACAAGAAGAUGCGUUCGUACGCGGUCAUACCACCUCUACUUUUGGAUACUAAACAACGAAGGAUCGCAUUUCAAAAUCGUAAUGGUUUACUCCAAUUAGAAGAAUUGGAAGCUUUACAUAGUGAAAGAAAAUUGAUAAACGUUUGGAGUUCGGUAGAGCAUGAACUGUUCAAAGAAAAGUACUUGCAGCAUCCGAAAAAUUUCGGUGCGAUAGCUCAGUCUUUAGAACACAAGUCCGUUCCAGAUUGUGUACAUCACUACUACCUCACUAAGAAAGCUGAAAAUUAUAAACGGUUGCUACGGAGAUCUAGACAAAGGACACGCAGUUCCCGUAACAAUCCUAAUAAUAAGGUUAAUAAUAGUAAUUCUACUAUUGGACCUAUCGACAUAUUGACAACGGGAGUUACCACAAGGCUGCAACGUGAGCAGCAACAAAAGACGCAGGAAAAUCCUCAGAAUAAUAAUACGACAGCAGCGGCUACGACGACUACGACGACGACGACGACAACAACAACAACAACGUCUACGACAACAACGACGACGACGUCAUCUUCGACGUCGAGUAUAUCGACUGGUACAACGACGUCGUCGUCGUCGACGAAUACGUCGUCGUCGUCAUCGUCGUCGGCAUCGUCAUCGACGGCGGUAACGACAACAGCGACAGCAACGGUGGCGACGACAACGUCGACGACGACGACGACAGGUGCGGGUCAAAGUUCAGUGACCUUGAGUACGAAUAUGUCUACCGAUUCUAUCGCGACAGUAACGACAACGUUAACCACCGCAACGACGACGACGACUUCGACAGCGACGACGUCAACGACCACUUCGUUAAAUUCAAUCCUUAUGUCGAUUUUCUCAUCCUCGUCAUCAUCGACGACAUCGACCAGUACAAAGGAUACAAAAGAGAUCGGCAAAGAGAACAAAGAGAACAAAGGAGGGGAUAACAAAGAUUCCCAUAUCGUUAAAAUGGAAAUAAAAGAAGAAUCACAGUCUAGUUCGGAAACACCAUCGAAUAAGGAUGUCAAAGUCAUAAUGGAAGGUAAAAACACGUUGUCGUCGUCGUCAUCGUCCUCGUUAAACGUCAACACCGCUAAUGUACCUGGCAUGCAGACCGAAUUCAAAGAUACGGGUAAAAAGAAAACGAGUUGUAGUAGAGAGACCACCGGUGGUAGCGGUGGUGGUGGUAAUAACGCGGCAGCUACUAGUAGGAUUAAGGAUAAAAAGAAGGAGAAUCAUGCCACCCCAAUGGAGACCAGUGACGAAGAAGCACAAUCCAUUGAUACUAUUGAAGGUGGCAGACAGAUCGGACCUCAUGCUUGUGCAAUUUGUCAAAAUGUGGUAGAAGGAAAUGCUCAAAGUCGUGCAUUACCACGCAGUCAAGCAUCCCAAUAUGGUUUAAGGGAGGAUCAAGUGACACCAGGAGCACGAGUUUGCAACACCUGCAGGUGCAAAGCUGUACGAGGACGUUACACAGCUUGUCCCCUACCGGGUUGUCCUAAUCUCAAUAAUACCAGUUCCAAGACACGAGUGAAACGAUUACGUGCACUUCCAGCCAAAUGGCUCGAUUUGCCAUCUGAAAUUAGAGAACCCAUUAUUCAAGAAUUUCAGAUACCCAACAGCGCUACCAAGUGUUGUUCGGCUUGUUUCAAUCGGAUAUCACGACGUUUGGCACCACAUUUGGCAGGUGGUACCGAAAUCUCCGAAGAUGGGACCGAUUUGUUGGCAAGACAAUGGACGGAUGAGGAAUUGGAUCAAUUGAAGAGAGCUUUGCGCGAACACGGUACUAAUUGGCCAAAAGUGGCCGAACAAAUCCCUGGAAAGACGAAUCACCAGUGCAAAAAUUAUUAUUUUGCUUAUCGGAAAAAGUUGAGCUUGGAUCAGGUUGUAGCCGAAUAUUAUCAAUCAUUGGGUGAAGAACGAAGACCUUGUCUGACCGACGAGGAAGAAAGUGGUAGCAGUACGAGUAGUUGCGAUGAAUUAGCCGUGCAUGAUUCAAGCGACACAGCAAGUGCUGGAAGUCCGGCUAAUAAUAUAUCAGGCAAUACAAGUGCACAAACCACAUCUUCGGGAUCAGCCUCAUUACCCAUAACCUUUUCACGAUCAACGGAUCCAAAAAUUGGUGAUAAACUCGCAGACAUAGCAGUCGUUUCUUUGGUACCACCAGUGAGCAUUGGAUCAUCUCAACAAUCCUCGGUCAGUGGUGGUGGUAAUGGUACUAUCGUAUCAGCGGGCAAUAGAGAAGAUUACGAUAGUUCUGCCACGGAGACGGCGGACGAAGGUCAGGGAGGUGCUGAUUUGGACAAUAAUAGUGUCGUAGUGACGCUUACUACUGCCAGCAAUACCAAUUCUUCGUUGCAACAACAUCCGCAAGCACCACCCGUCGUACAUUCGCCACCUUCGACUACGAGUAACAAUCCUCUAACCGUUAAAGAUCUCAUGUUAGGCGUCAUUGAAAUGCAGUUAAAACGAAAUCCCAAUAGUCCAGCCGGUACUGGUGGUCUAUCCGUACCCGUUAAUUCCGGUACACCGACGAUAUCGAGUAUAUUAAAGACGGAUCAUCGGAACGAUAUUACCUUUGUACGCGAAUACAAGCCAUCGUCGAGUAUCGCAAGUACUGCCAUGUCGAACAGAGACUCUAAUUUAGCGACACUCUCCGUUGUUUCGAGUCAUCACAGUCAUCGUUCUGCACCCAGUCCUCAACAAAUCAGUCAAAUGCAAGCAACUAUCACUCCUUGUCCUCCAACAACGCUUAGUAAUCAAAGUUCAUCGUCGGAUUUGUUACCUAAGGAAGGCCUAGUCGUGAUGCAGGUACAACAGGCAUUACGUGAGACCGAGGGUACCCUGGAUUUGAGUAUUAAGAAGCCAAGACAACAGCAAGAAUACAAUCAUUCGAUGCAAACGAUUCACAAACCGUCGACGGUAACUCUGUAUCGUUCGGAACCACCACCGGGUGCUUAUUAUCAUCCUCAUGCUCACCCCGAACAAGGACGUGGAGCUAAGAGCCCAUUGAUUUAUGGUUCGUCGCCGAGACCUCAAGCUCCUUUAACACCGAAGAUGAAUAAAGUAUCUGUACCGCCGCCUCAUCCGAAAUUGUCACCAAAGUUAGGUAACAUCGGUACGGCCACUCACAAAGGUGGAUCCAUAACUCACGGUACACCAGUGUCGAGUGCUCGUUACGAAGGUUUGCUCAGACAAAUGACACCUCCAGGUAACCCGAGUGGCGGUGUCGGUACUACGAGCGGACCUACCGGUGGUAGUUCGGUGAAUACGUCGGGAAAUCAAGGUCCGAAAGACGCUGGUUCCAUAACCCAGGGCACGCCGGUUCAUCCGUUCACCGUAGAAAAACGUCCGCCUAUGUACGACUACCGUACGAUUCGACACUCACCUGUGACCACUGGUAACGUUCCUGGACAAGGUCAAGGCCAAUCGGUCACAGCCGCAGUAGUGGUCACUCAUAGCAAUCAAUAUAACUCGUAUUCGAGUCGACCACCGCCUAGCUACACGAUGGAACAGCAAUUGUCCUCGAGGCAGAUUAUCAUGAACGAUUACAUAACCAGCCAACAAAUGCACGCUCGUAGCCGUGGCAGCGGUGGUACCUCGGAAACCGCCGCUAAAAACGAGGCACCCUCGACCCUUUAUUAUACCGGCACUCCACCACCUCAAACGCACACUCAACCUCGUCAAGGAGUUAUCCAAAGGCAUAAUCCGCAAAAGCAAAUACAUUAUCCACCUCCGCCGCCAGGAUUAGAGGCCUUCUCCAGUCUGGUAGAUGUCGCGGUACAACAACCGAGUCUUCCAGUUCCACAUCCCCAUAGUCACCCUGCCUCGAGUAGCGGUGGCCACGAAGGAUUAGGGAAAACGAUGGCGGAUAGAUUGCUAGCCGACCGUUACGUCGAUAACAACAGAGCGUUCCGCGAACAAGAGAUACGUUUGCAGGAGCACCGUUUGGUGAUGCAACAGCAACAGGCUGAACAUAGAAUGGCCGUUGCGCAUCACCAUCAGCGUGACAGAGAGAGGGAACGCGAUUUGGUACAUUUGCGAGAGAAGGAAGAGCACAGGUUGCAAAGGGAAAAGGAGUAUCAACAGUUGGAACACCGUUUGGCUGUUCAGCAACAUCAUCAGCGUGAGAAGGAGAUUCAGCAGCAGGAGCACCGUUUGGCACAGCAACGAGAGAAGGACAUACAGCACGUCGAUCAUAGACUCUCGGCACAACAAAGGGAGAAGGAGAUACAACACGCCGAGCAUCGUAUGACAGUUCAUCAGCAAAGGGAGAAGGAGAUUCAUCAGCAGAUGGCAGCGGCUGCAGCUCAGCGAGAGAAGGAACAUCAGGAACAUCGUUUGAAUGUGCAGCAACGAGAGAAGGAAAUACAACAACAGCAAGAGCAAAGGCUCGCGAUGCAGCAACAACGAGAGAAGGAAAUUCAACAGCAACAGCAGCAACACGCGGAACAUCGUCUAGCCAUGCAACAACAAAGAGAACGAGAUUUGGCUCAUCUGCAUCAACAACAGCAACAGCAGCAACAUAUACAACAGCAUAUUCAACAGCAGCAUCGCAUGGAAGCCGAGAGACGACACAUGGCGCAAUUGUAUCGCGACCAACAGCAACAGCAACAACAACAAUUGGACAGGGAAUCCUCGAGAUUGCUAAGCAGUGGAUUUUCUCAAUCUUCGAGACUUCAACAACCGCAGCAACCGCAGGCCCAACAACAGUCGCAAUCGUCGUCCCGUCAAAAUCAAUCCUCGAAUCAGCAGCAAAACGAAACUUCGUCGACUUUGACAGCAGCUAGCUUGAUAGAUGCCAUUAUAACACAUCAGAUUAAUCAAAGCGUAGAAAACGCUGGAGGUAGUGCAGCAUCGAAUAAUCAACCCACGCGACCAGGCGAUCGACUGUUCCAAGAAUUCCAUCUGGACACGCCGGCAGAACCUAACGGUAUGGUACACAGUCCAGCCGGAGAAGGAAGAGGAAACAGUGGAGCAGGUGGUGGGAGCGGCAAUGGAAGUGGAAACAAGGCUAUUACUCUAGGGGAACACGUCGAUCACAUCGUAACUAAGGAUUACGGACCUCCCCAUUCGUCGUAUAGAUCUUAUACCGGAGUCUCUGUACGGUUUCCCUCGUACGAUAGAUAUCAGAUUUCGGAGGAACAAUGGAAAAGGCGGAAAGGAAACGAAGCGGACUCUGUGAAGGCUGCUGACGACCGACAGAUAAUCCGAGUUGCUCAACAACAGUCGCAGCAGCAACAGCAGCAGCAACAGCAACAACAGCAACAGCAACAGCAACAGCAGCAGCAGCAACAACAGCAGCAGCAACAGCAGCAUCAGCAAUCCUCAUCCUCCGUGGGCAAACAACAAUUCCAUUCCGUCGAACCGGUCUCUCCUCCGGAAGCCAACACUAAUCAUUACGGGCGUCGCUUCUACGAAACGAGCACUGCCACCUCGACUUCCGGGACACCCUCAAACAAGCCACAUCUAUCACCACUGGAUUACGUUAAGAAUAAAAUCGUGGAGGUGAUGCGUACGUCCGAAGAUGAUAAAGCUGGAUCGGCAGGAACAGGAGGAGGGGAAAGAAACGGAGGAGGAGGAAGUGGUGCCAGUUCGGGUGGUGCCGUUGGUGCUGCUGGAGGUUCUACCGGUGGUGGAGGUGGUGGUGGUGGUGGUGGUACUGGUGGUAUAGUAGGUGGUACUCCUGGAGGAGUUGUUAACAGCGGCGCUGCUGGUGGUGGUGGUGGUAGUAACAGUGGUAAUAGUGCCAGUGGUAGUGUCGUUACUGGUAAUAACGCUGGUUCUGGUCCUGGUAACUCAUCGGCUGUUGAAAAGGACGAAAAAUCAAAUAUAAACGUCGAUAGUCCUGCUAACAGCGAAAUGAUAGUCGACGAAACACCUAAACAAGCUCAACAACAAUCUGCUAACCAAGCUACCCCAGCUCCACCAGCUCCCACUACUACUUUCUAUCCAUUCAGUGCAUUAGGUGUGCACACAGGACCACCUCCGGCGCCUCCACCUCCCACCUCGGUCUCAGCGGCCGUUUCCAAAUCCGAACAGAUGCAACCGGAACCAGCACCUUUGCUUUCCGCUCAAUACGAGCCACUUUCGGACGAGGAUUGAUAGUCUGUUGAUCCUUUAGUUAAGGGCAAGUCGAAGCGCCAUGACGCGUUUACUAGGAUAUUUCAACAGUGUCGUACGUUUCGACGAGUACGAAUUGGAUAGUAAAACAAGAAACAGGUGUUGAUAAAUGAUAUAUAUAUAUAUACAUAUAUAUAUAUAUUAUAUAUUAUAUAUAUACAUACACUGUCGGACGAUAGACGUUACGUCUUUUUCUUCUUAUUUUUUAUUUGUUUCUUUCCUUUUUUUCCUUUUAAAUCUACUUUCAUCUCAAAAUCACGCGUGAUGUCUCAACAACGACUGUCCUUUUUGUUUUCAUUCCUUUCCUUUCUUUCUUUUGAUUUUUAUUUUCAUUUCACGUAGUCCUAUUUUUUCAUUCUUCUUCUUCUUUUUUCUUAUUAUUUUUUUUUUUUUAAAUACAGAUUUCAAAUGUAUACUUUGUAGUGAAAUGACAAACCCAGGGGCGCCUUUUAAAUUGGGGGAAGAAACUUAGGCGUGUCAUUUUUAUAAAUUCUACUAUGUAAUAUUAUUGUAAUUUUUUUUGUUUUUUUUUUUGUUUUUGUUUUAAUUCGAACGUCAUUCCCAAUGCGGUCCACUGGUGCUGCCAGUGUUACGCUGUUGUUGUUGCUGGUGGUCGCAAAUGCUCAAAAAUAGUGAACGGUUUUUUUUUUAUACUUGAUUUUCCUCCACUUCUUUUUCUUAACACAACCAUCUCAUCCCUCCCCUCACACCUGUCUUCUCCCACAUGAUUUCGUUCUACGUCUUUGUUAUAUCAAGAAAUAUAUCGUUUGUCGAAAGAUCUCGAUCAAUUUUUAAAGAAAUAAAUAGAUUAAUUUUUUUUUGUC